AUGUUUGAGAGAAUUGCAAGAGAAAGUUUGUAUAGAUUGGCGAGAGGUGUUGUCGAAACAUUCAGUGACGUUUAUUUGCACAAACCUUCGUUGAAUGAUAUACAACAACUAUAUGCAGUGCAUGAAGAAAGACACGGUUUUCCAGCUUUGAAAGACGACAUGAACGUUCUUGAUCAAUCACCAAUAUUCGACGAUAUUUUGUCAGGAGAGACACCGAAUGCUCAUUUCACAGUAAAUGUAAAUGAACAUAAUGGGUUCCGAUAUUUGGUUGACGGGUUCAAUGGAGGAGACGACGUCGAAGCUUCAAUUUAUGUAAAUUUUUUGCUGAAAAGUUCUUCUAGUCAUUCUCCAUCGUCCCUUUCUGUGGACUCCUUCCAUACCUCAAGUUCUUCGACCUCACAUACCACAAAUAGAUUAAGUAAAGAAUUUGGUAUCCGAUUUGUGUUCUCUUUCAAGGACCCAUAUGAACGACUGGUUUAUGAUUUACGAUUUCUGGAACUACUAGGGAGACUGACAUUGCAGACAUUCAACCAGUGGCCAUGUGAUCCUAUUCCGCUAGAGAAUACGAAGGCUACCUCGAAUAUCAAAGUAUAGAUCCAAGUGAUAAUGUGAUCCUGUGCCAGAAGAACUGAGCAAAUGACGAGUGAGUAUUUUUUCGGAAUGUGUUGUGAAUUGAUUCUACAACUCCUAAUAUGUUCCAAGAAGACUUGGUUUACAAAAAUCAUUUUCGUUAUCAUAAUGAAAGGUUAUGAUGGUCUUAUUAAGGUGUAUUUCAAUCUAUUGAAAUUGGUAUAUGUGUCUCAUAUUUAUAUAGUCAUGAUGUUUAUGACAUAGAUAAAUUUGCAUCAAAUAUAAUUUGAUUAUUAAGGUGUUAUGAUCAGAACUAUCAAUUUAAUAAAAGCUUAUAGAUUUACUUCAUAAAUGACAUUUAUGAGAAAAUAUUCUUAACAUAGAAUACAUCAUUUCAGAACAUGAAUAUGAGCUUUCACUAAAUGAUAAGUAAAUCCAGAUUUAUUCAUAAAUUUACAUCUGUUACAUGUUCCUAUAAGAAUAGGUACAAAACAUCUUUUGUUCAAAUACAGACUAUAACAACACUUGUUAUAUCGUCAACACGAAAUACUACUCGUUUGUAAUCAGUUGAAUAUUUCUUCCACUCAUCAGCACAUAAUAUCAAUUAUUAGUGUCACUUGAAGUGUAAAAUUGUAAAAUACUCAAGUGAAUGAUGGAAAAAUGAAUACUUAUAUCAUAUAGAUAUCUUAAUUCUUGGACAAGUAAUACUUUCCCAGCUUGAGGAGAUAAUAAGAGCAAUUCCUCUUUUAUUGUACAGUUUCUUCCACAAUAGAAACAAUACUAAUUAUUUUGAUAAUUUCUUGAUUUAUGGGUUU
Molecule: messenger RNA, 1385 nt
Organism: Lactuca saligna
Lineage: Eukaryota; Viridiplantae; Streptophyta; Magnoliopsida; Asterales; Asteraceae
Source: the annotation of a GenBank genome assembly